Messenger RNA from Microthlaspi erraticum, 1413 nucleotides. Lineage: Eukaryota; Viridiplantae; Streptophyta; Magnoliopsida; Brassicales; Brassicaceae. The record is from the annotation of a GenBank genome assembly.
AUGUCUGGAUUGGUUGUGAACGAAGCAAGUGCUCCAGCAACUCCAUCAACACCUGUUGUUGGGAACUUUGCGGGUGCCAAUGAAGGAAGGGUGUUGAAACGUCCGCGUGGUCGUCCAUACGGACCGAGAAACAAACCAAAACCCGUCGGUGAUAACUCAGCUGUUAAAGGAAGUGGUGUCAAACGUCCGCCUGGUCAUCCAGCCGGUUCGAUAACAAAAUCAAAACCUGUUGGUGAUGAUUUGGGUGAAGGAAGUGUUGUCCAACGUAAGCGGGGAAAUAAAAUUCCUAUUGAUCACCUUACGAUCCAGUGUGCAACUUGUUUCAAAUGGAGGGUAGUUCCCUUGAUGGAGAUCUAUGAAGAGAUCAAGACACAUCUGGAGGAAGAACCUUUCUUCUGUGACGUAGCAUGCCAAUGGAAACCAGAAAUGUCCUGUGAGGUUCCUGCCGACAUAUCACAGGAAGGUACAGAAUAUAUAUGGGCUCUUGAGAGCCAUUUAAUCCCUCGCCCACGCGCUGGAUGGAGGCGUCUGACGCAUAUCAGAGGCGAAGGAGGAUUACGUUUCGCUGAUAUGUACUUGAAAGAAAACCCGCGAUACAUAAUAGAAGGGAUGAAGGUUAAGGCACAGGUUAAGAAAGAUUUCUCGUUCAAGAUCCCGAAACCGCUGCAAACGGACUAUGUGAGGAAGCGCCCAGCUCGAAAAAUGAAUCCAAGUGGUAAUUCAAACGCCAUAGUAGCUACUGGAGAAGGUCCAUCGGCAUCUAGAUCUCCAAAUACAUGCUUGGCGAUACAGAUAUACCAGCCACCGGAGGCAUCGAGAUCUCCAUAUGAACACUUAGCGUUGGUAAUAUACCAGCCACCUGAGGAGCCUCAACUCCAUGCAUCUCCAGAUGAACAAUGCUUAGCGAUACAGCUAUAUGUUCCACCGGAGCAGCCUGAACUCCAUGCAUCUCCAGAUGAACAAUGCUUAGCGAUACAGCUAUAUGUUCCACCGGAGCAGCCUGAACUCCAUGCAUCGGCAUCCAAAUCUCCAGAAGAGGAGGCACAGUUGCUGCCGGAUGUGCCACCGCAGCCUGAGCCUGAACUCCAUGCAUCGGCAUCGAGAUAUCCAAUAGAGCAGUUAGAGUUGCCGCUAGAUGUGCCACCGGAGCCUGAAUUCCAUGCAUGGGCAUCGAAAUCUCCAGAAGAGCAGUUACAGUUGCUAGAUGGCUUGUCUCUUCUGCAGCAAGAUGAACCAGCGAAGUCUGAUUCUGGAACGUUCUGGAGAUCUAUGUUUGAAGUUUCGCCAGAUGUGUCAGCCGAGCAGGAGCUUCACGAUUCAGAUGAUCGACCCGCGAAAAGGAUAAGAAGAUCAGACGAAGCAUCCACCUCUGGUGUCAAUGAUGGUACAGACCAUGACCCGUGUGAUGGCUGA